Labeo rohita (rohu) is the source of this 1997-nucleotide messenger RNA. It is a transcript of the gene tmem51b, whose product is annotated as transmembrane protein 51b. The coding region runs from base 275 to 1078 and encodes 267 amino acids. The record is from RefSeq and is a predicted model, not a curated record. The transcript has 3 exons. NCBI's taxonomy places the organism in Eukaryota, Metazoa, Chordata, Actinopteri, Cypriniformes, Cyprinidae.
CUUAACAAUUGAGGGGUAGCACUGGACUUGAUUUUGAACAAAGUUCCUGUCUCUGUUUAAGCCCACAAAUUGUCGAAGCAGACAGAGUGAGACUGAAGUUAGAGUUUUCAUACAGUUUUUCUUUCCUCAAACGAAUGAAAGGAUCCUGAGGACAUUGGUUUCACCUGCGGCUGGGAGCGACACCUGCCUCAGAGCUACUCUCAUCCUCCACAUUUGGACCACCCUUCCUGGGUAAGUGUAUGUUCGUGAGUAUUGAAGAGGAGCAUUUACAGCUAUGUGCUCCAGUGGCCAGCCUCUGUGUACAGGAAACAGGCGUUCACCCAGCAGCAGAGAGGGCAGCAGCUCUGGCUCCCAGUAUGCUCUCUGUGCACUGGGGGUGGGCCUGGUGGCACUCGGUGUGGUCAUGAUUGUAUGGAGCAUAGUCCCUUCUGAAAUGACACAGCUUCAAAAUUCUACGAACACGAAUGACGGAAACGGUGAUGAAGGGAAGACAUCGUCUGUUGCAUUUGUGCUGGUUGGAGCUGGAGCUGCCAUGCUGCUGCUUGCUAUGUGUCUCGGGUUGAGGAACAGGAAGCGAACGAGACAGCGGGAAACUACAGGUGCAGGCGGUGCCGAUUAUGUGGAUCGUGCCCGUAGAGAUCCGGAUGAGGAAUCAACUGGUGAACCAGCACCCAGCUAUGAUGUUCCCACCUAUGAGGAGGCGGUGACCAGCGGACAGUAUCCUGUUCGGCAGAGCAACUUGCGACAGAGCUACCAGCUGCCAUCAUACGAAGAUCUGAUUGGUGCUGUCGAAAAUGAAGCCCAGCAGCUUAGAGAAGGUAAUAACCAAGAGGCCCCUCAACCAACUCCUGGCCCUGCACCCCAGCCUGCGGCGGCACCCGCCCGCAGCACCAGCAGGGCCAGUCGCAUCCUCAGACCUCUCCGAGUGCGCAGGAUCAAGUCUGAGAAGCUCCACUUGAAGGAUAUUCGUCUGAAUAUCCAAAACCCUGGACAAAGUGGGGUGGUGACCAUUGAACCAUUGACCCCACCACCACAGUAUGAAGACAAGCCCCCUCAGCUACCCACAGAAGCUGUGUAAUGAGUUCAGUCACUGGAUUUUGUUGAGUGUUUGCAUCUGUGGGUUGUUCGAAAGAUGUUGACUCAUCUGUGCGGAAGCAGAGAGUUUUAGUCAGAGCUAUAAAUGUAUCUGCCAAAUUAUGAAAUAGGAUACAUUCAUGUGCGCUGUCAGUGCCUCUUGGACAAAACACUAAAGCCUACUUGAAUGUUUUUUAACAGAACUUUUUGUAUUUGAAGCAUAGAUUACAGUAGUGUAUUGUAUUCUUAUUUAAAACUGUAUGAGGAAGGAUAUGAAUGCCAUAGCGCAUCUCUUGAGAGAUAUAUAGAGGGAGCAAUUUACUUCACGGUUUACUACAAUGCACGUUGCAAAAAAUAAAAACAAAACAAAAAUUCCUAUAUAAAGAAUAACUUACAACUGAAGAACUCCCAUCAAACUUUGGUUGCCAUGUUGGAAAGGCCGAAUUCUAGUUUUUUCAUUUUCAAAACGCUUUUUUGGAAAAGGAUUUUAAAAUGUUAUUUUAAAUCUGAAUGUUCUAGUUUUUCACCUUAAUUUUUUACUCUAAAUAUAUAAUACACUAAACCAAAUAUUGUGCUGUUGUGGCCAUUAAAUGCAGGGAUGAAAAUUAAAUUAAUAUAUUACAAGAUUUAAUUCCAACUAAUUUACUUAACUAAUUUAUGCAGUACCACUUAAAUUAAUCCAGUUAAUGCAAUUAAUUUUGUUCAAAACUAUAUGUUUGUUAACAUUGUCACUGUCUGUUCUGUUUGUAAAUUGGCAUAUUUUUUUCUAAAUGUAUUGCUCAUUGUAUUUUAAAGGUGCAGCGAUUAAACGUAUUGAAAUAGAAUGGAAUUAAAAGUAUUCUCUAAACUCAUAGGAAUAUUUAAUGUUAUUUUAGAACAAACUCUGCAUUAUUAUGAAAUUCUAAGAAGUGAUAUAAAAAGAA